Molecule: messenger RNA, 2650 nt
Organism: Cantharellus anzutake
Lineage: Eukaryota; Fungi; Basidiomycota; Agaricomycetes; Cantharellales; Hydnaceae
Exons: 5
Coding region: 197-2413 (738 amino acids)
Source: RefSeq, a predicted model, not a curated record
GGGCGCUAACGCGGUGCUGGUUCAACAUGUGUUCCUUCCUCUUAAGGGAAUCAGAAUACCAUAUUUAGCAGCCACAGUUGCACAACUUCACGUGACCUCGGACAACGGCCGGGAUGAGCACGUUUCAGACGACGACGGAGUAUUAAAGGCCGACUUCAAACCAAAGACCUCCUCCGUCACGGGCGUCCCAUUGAAUAUGUCGUGGAAUCCUUCUCCAGCCGUCUCCCAAGCAGACAUAGACCUGCUAACGAACCUUAAUCGCCAUCUCCUCCACGCCGCCGCGAUUUCCAGGUCCAUCGCCUUACGUUGGGGAGUUAAGCCACUCGAUCCAGAGGCGCUUGGCUUGGGUUCUUUUGACAGACAAGAACACGAUCGCCUUCCAAGAGCAGCUUACCCGCAUCGCCCGUAUCCUAUCGCACCUCCACCUGAUGGACCUUCCUUGGAAUCGACCCGCCAAACCGACGGACGCAACGUGCCCACACACAAUACCCACCCAUGGCGGCACUCGCCCUCCAUUCCUCAUUCAGGUGAAGCUCCUGGUGAUGCCCUCGUCCCAUCUCGCCAACGUUCAUCAGAACAUCCUUCAUCUGUGCCAUCACCCAGUCCCUUGCCCGAAAUGGAAUCAGACCGCACAAUUGAGGCGCGUCCUUCCAGAAAUCAUAAGCCAAACACUUUUACAAACGAAGAUGAAGAUAUGAGUCUGGAUGAAAUGAUUCUUAAUGUCGCCGAUGGUGACGAGCCAACAGGAGGGAAGACAAGUAAGAAAUCCCAUCGCAAUAACCCAAUACUCAUGAUAGAGGCACCUGGUCCUCGUCACCAAUCCUCAUCCUCGGCAGUGGCGCGUGAUAGUGCAGAUAGACGCAAGAAUAGGAACAACUCGAAUCAGCAUGGUCAGCUACGUGCUAUUGCCCACCGCAUCCCUCAACCUAUUGGUGACCCUCUUCCCCCGGACCAACCUUCUCGGACUCGCGAGAGUUCCCCUUCGUUAUUGGCGUAUCCCUCCUCAACAGUACCAAUCUCAGACACUGGCUCCACGGCACUCCACAUCUCAACACUUGACUAUCGAUUCUCGGCUGGCACCGGGCACGUUUCAGCCCACCUAGCGAUUCCUCCUUCUAUGGAGACACCUUACGGCCUGCGAAGCGCACAAGUUGGAAAUAAGGAUGCCCAUAUCGCAUUCGCCCCCCUAAACGGUCCUGACAGCAUGGCAGCUGUUGUCGAUCUCAACCGGAACGCAGAAGCACAUCACGUACGAAAACCUGCGCCUGUGAAUGAGAGAACUUGCAGUCAAUGUGGGAGGCCAGGUCGACUGAAAGACGGACGGUCUGUCGAGAAGUGGGGUCCAGGUCCAGAAGGGCCGGGAACAGUUUGUGAUAGGUGCCGUAAGAAAAUGAAACGAGAUGAAAAGCGCAGCACAGCAGACCCUGCGCUUAUGGUUCCCAAUGCUGUUCGCUUAGAUGCUCCAGCCGAACCGUCUUGCGAACCAUCUUACUCUCUUUCGCCUGAAAUCGAACGAAGCGCCCGUCAUGAUGCCGAGAACGGCUCACUAUCCCUCGCAUACCACCCGCACCCGCAUCCUCCUCAUGCAGCGUUCAGUCAACCCAAACCUUCCUUCCUGUCCCGCGAUAAAGAUCUAAUCCCCAAUCCCCUUGAAGACGGAAGAUACUCGCCCAGCAUGAAUAUCCAACCAGUUAGCGACAUUCGAAGCGAAUCCAGUGUCGACCAUAUCCAUUCUCGUACCACGAAUGAUCGCGAGCGCCGUUCAAAAGGCAGAGAUCCAGGCAGGAUCAGACGCAAGGCUCCAUCUUUUUCACCGUCCCGAUCUCCCUCUCCCCAUUCCAUCCUGGAGAACUCGCCCCCAGCGCCAUUUUCUCACAAAAAUUCGAAGUUUCACUCAUCCCCGGCUGCCGUGGAUGAUGCAUCCUGUCUUCUAGAGCAAGAAUUGUUUCAAACUGCAUCCCAUCCCCCCGACCCACGUGUACAGGACGGCGACUUCGACUCUGACUCGACCACAACCCAGUUCCGGAAAGAUUCGCAAAUAUCCCCAGUGGGGUCGACAUCUGAUGGAACGAUUGUAGACGCGUCACGAGGCUGCUCUACAGCCCCGCAAUCCGUCGCACCUAAUGGGAACUUCUCUGUGCUGCAACCUGAACCCUCACCUACACAAGGAGUGGGGUUUCCCGGCUCCAACGCCCACGUUCUCGCGUCAUCAACUGGCUCAGUACUUGGGAAAAGACGUUCCCCACCCGAUGGCGAGUCGACCGUGUCGGAUGUCGAGCGGCAGAGACCGAAAAAAGGUGAAAUACUCGUGGGUGGGGUCGAUAAUUCGAUGUCGCAACAUCUCACUCAACCUGACGCUCACGACAUUCUCGCCAACACUUAUGCAUCCGAUGAGGCGGACACUGUGAGAUGAUCUUAUUAUCUGAGCCGUUAGACUUGGUUCCGCAACAAACCAUGAUUUUUUGUCAAAUAUUUAUCCCUUUUCACUUUUUAUACCUAAACACACAUCCUCCCUUCUGGAGCUUAUGUUUUAAACAUCUUGCUCGCUCAGUGUACAUGUGAAUAAACUAACACUCUCGUAAUCACCUUUACCUUUUGUCUGACACUAUCUAAUCACAGUGGGUAUUAUGAAUCAUAAUACUUGUGCCAU